AUGACAUUUGUCGCUCCUCCUGGCUACCAGCCAGUCUACAGCCCUCAAAUCCCCUAUCGUGGGCCCAUUUAUGGGGGACUGAGGAAUGGCACGUCUAUCUACAUCCAGGGGUCCAUUCCUGAUGAUAUUACCAGGUUCUUCAUCAACCUGCUAUGUGGAGAGUCUGAGUCCAGCGACGUCGCCCUCCACUUCAACCCUCGCUUUGAUGGCUGGGACAAAGUGGUCUUCAACACUUUUGAGAAUGGAGAAUGGCAGUCAGAGGAGAAGAUUCGUGAUAUGCCUUUCUGCAAGGGCGAAACCUUUGAAAUGGUCAUCAUGGCCACUUCACAGGGCUACACGAUCAAAGUCAAGGGGAAUGACUUCCACACCUUCCAACACCGUAUCCCGAUGGAGAGAGUGUGUGCAAUGCAGAUCGCAGGAGACGUUUCCAUCCAGACGAUUAAUAUCAUAGGGGGUGGAAUGGGAGGAGGCAUGGGCGGAGGUAUGGGAGGAGGCAUGGGCGGAGGUAUGGAAGGAGGCAUGGGAGGAGGAAUGGGAGGAGGCAUGGGAGGAGGCAUGGGGGGAGGAUACCCAGGUGGUGGAAUGGGGGGUGGAUACCCAGGUGGCAUGGGAGGCGGUAUGGGCGGAGGUGGUGUGGGAGGAGAAAUGGGAGGAUGGCGUCCAGAAGGUGGAAUGGGGGGUGGAUAUCCAGGAGGCAUGGGAGGUGGUAUGGGGGGAGGAUUCCCAGGAUCAAACCUGCCGGGUAUGGGUGCACAGCCAGUCUACAACCCUCCAAUCCCAUACGCCAACAUGAUCCCAGGAGGGAUAUACCCUAAGAGGACCAUCAUCAUCAGAGGCAUGGUGCCCUAUGGCGCAGACAGCAUGUGCAUCAACUUUGUGGUGAGCCGAUCUCGGGACAUUGCCUUCCACAUGAACCCCAGAGUGAGGGAUGGGGUUGUGGUGAGAAACAGCUGUAUUGGAAGUAACUGGGGUCAGGAGGAAAGAGAGCUCGGCAUGAGCCCCUUCAUGGAGGGACAGUACUUUGAUAUGUCAAUUCGCUGUGGGAACCAGAGAUUUAAGGUCUUUGUGAACGGGCAGCACAUGUUCGAUUUCUUCCACCGCUUGCGAUCCUUUAAUGAGGUCGAUAUGCUGGAGAUUGAAGGCGAUGUACAGAUCUCCUACAUUCACUUCUGAAACCACACUCACUGAUGCAUCAAAAUGUUCAUUCUGUUCAUUAUUCAACUAUUUCAUGUUCUUUUUAGGCAUUGAGUGAUAUUUCAUGUAUGAUAUGUCAGCCACUGUUGAUCAUCUCAGAAAUUGUCCUGCUGUGUGAUCAUAAGUCUUUAUAAAACAUAACAUUACCUAAUUUUGAGCUGUAUUGUUCAUACCUGGUGAACUGAAUUAAUAAAAAUGUGAGAACACAUCAAAGC
Molecule: messenger RNA, 1409 nt
Organism: Scomber scombrus (Atlantic mackerel)
Lineage: Eukaryota; Metazoa; Chordata; Actinopteri; Scombriformes; Scombridae
Product: galectin-4-like
Exons: 14
Coding region: 1-1173 (390 amino acids)
Molecular function (GO): carbohydrate binding
Source: RefSeq, a predicted model, not a curated record